Drechmeria coniospora is the source of this 909-nucleotide messenger RNA. RefSeq lists its product as uncharacterized. Lineage: Eukaryota; Fungi; Ascomycota; Sordariomycetes; Hypocreales; Ophiocordycipitaceae. The record is from RefSeq and is a predicted model, not a curated record. The transcript has 4 exons. Bases 1 to 909 code for a protein of 302 amino acids.
AUGGGUCGACUGCUGCCGCUCGUUUUUUGCGCUUUGAGCGUGUUGCAACUUGUUGGCGUCGCCGGCGCACAGGAGACGCCGGCAUGUAUCCUACAAUGUUCGAACCAGCAGAGAGCCGAGUUCGGUAAAUUUAGCUGCGGCAGUGCUGACGAUGCUGCCUGCUUGUGCGCAAAACAAGACUUCUCGUUUGGCAUCCGUGAUUGCGGCGCCUCCUGCCAGGCGACAGAUGCAACUGUCCAGCAGUUUCUCAGCACAGGUUUCUGCCAAGGCCACAUUGCUGCUGUUGCCCCGUCGGCGCCCGCGGCCACCAGUAUCCCUCAACCCGCGCCAUCUCCGAUUCCGUCGUCGACCUUGGCGCAUCCGGCGCCGACGGUAUCCUCUACAGUAUCAUCCUCGACAACAUUGUCUCCGCAGACUACUUCCUCGACGUCCAGUUCGACCUCGACAGCGCCCUCAUCGUCGCAGGAGUCUACCACGUCCACGUUGAGCGCUUCGGCCUCAACGAUUGCAGGUGUUGCUUCGACUAGCAAUGCACCUCAAUCUGCCGCACCGUCGUCUACGCUGUCUGGCACCCCUGCCGAAGCAACGACCUCUGCACCUGCAGCUGCUGAGCCAGCUGGCACUGGCCUAUCCAAAGCUGCCGUGGUUGGUGUCGGUAUCGGCGUUGGUGCGGCUGUCUGUGCAGUGGUUGGCAUCGCAAUCUGCCUCCUACUUCGAAACCGCAAGCGAAAAUCCACACAGACAAGCGAGCUUUUCAAACCGCUUCCCGGAUCCGGCCGCCUUCCAGGAACGAGUAGGGUGUAUGGCCGAGAGCACGGCUCCUUUGAGAAGAACGGAAACGAUAUUGAGCUGUCGUCUAACCGAUACGAGGAUAUGGUGCCCCGCACUCAACCGAGAACUAUGGUGUAA